AUGUCGAUGCCUAAGAAGGGUCAGAUUGCCAUCUAUGAACUCCUUUAUAAGGAAGGAGUGAUGGUUGCCAAAAAAGACGUCCACAUGCCCAAGAACCCCGAGUUGGCAGAUAAGAACGUGCCCAACUCUCACGUCAUGAGGGCCAUGCUGUCUCUCAAGUCUCGAGGCUACGUGAAGGAGCAGUUUGCUUGGAGACAUUUCUACUGGUACCUCACGAAUGAGAGCAUCCAAUAUCUCCGGGAUUACCUACACCUACCUCUGGAGAUCAUGCCCGCCACCCUGCGCCGCAGCCGUCCCGAGACCGGCAGGCCUCGGCCCAAAGGUCCAGAGGGUGAGCAGCCUGCAAGAUUCACAAGAGGGGAGGCAGACAGAGACACCUACAGAAGGAGUGCUGUGCCCCCUGGAGCUGAUGAAAGCUAA
Messenger RNA from Rattus rattus (black rat), 420 nucleotides. RefSeq names its product 40S ribosomal protein S10-like. The transcript has a single exon. Bases 1 to 420 code for a protein of 139 amino acids. Gene Ontology annotation, molecular function: RNA binding; structural constituent of ribosome. NCBI's taxonomy places the organism in Eukaryota, Metazoa, Chordata, Mammalia, Rodentia, Muridae. Gene Ontology annotation, cellular component: cytosolic small ribosomal subunit. The record is from RefSeq and is a predicted model, not a curated record.